GCGUUAUCAAGAGCCCAGUGAAGAGCAGGAGACGACGGGAGAGGUCAGGCGACCUCCCGCAACCCCAGCGUAUCCCCGUCAAGAGGGGUAGGGGCAAAGGGCCUAACGGAAAAAUUAAAGAUCUAAACGGUAGGUGGUUUGGGCUGGGCUCUCAUGUCGGAAUCCAAGGCGGCGCCACCACCACCACCAGUACCGCUCUACAAGCAGCGAUCUUGGUCUCCUGAUACCUAUCGUGAUGAAGCUUGGCUGCGGCGAAAGGGAAAUUAUAGGAAGACUCGGCGAAGCAGGAGUGUCACGGAUGAAGACCUCGACGAACUUAAGGCAUGUAUUGAGUUGGGUUUCGGAUUUGAUUCUCCAGAUCUGGAUAGUAAGCUUUCCGAUACUUUGCCUGCUUUGGGUUUAUACCAUGCCGUCAACAAGCAAUACAGCGACAGCAUUUCCAAAUCAUCAUCUUCAGCUACACCUUCAGAGUGCGAUGCUUCAUCUCCACCUGGAAGUCCUCUCACCAUCUUCAGUCCUGGUGAUGAUCCUCGGACGGUGAAGACAAGAUUGAGACAGUGGGCACAGGUCGUUGCGUGUGCGGUGCGGCAAUCUUCUUACUGAUUUCAGGCGAACAAAGCCCCGGCUGCCAACUGAUUCUAGCAACAGAGUGAACAAAAAUGAGGGAAAAAAAUGGAAACAAAAGGGAAGAGAAGAAAUGAAAAUUUGACCUUUUCCGGUUACCCUGUUACAUUUGUUCUGAAAGUAAUUAACAGGUUAACUUGGACAGGAUUGUACA
Molecule: messenger RNA, 778 nt
Organism: Macadamia integrifolia
Lineage: Eukaryota; Viridiplantae; Streptophyta; Magnoliopsida; Proteales; Proteaceae
Exons: 2
Coding region: 154-603 (149 amino acids)
Source: RefSeq, a predicted model, not a curated record